UUGGACCUGGAGGGGAAGCCCAGCCGCCCGGCCCGGGCAGGACACUCCAUCUUCAGCCCCCAGCCCGCCCUCCCAGUCCUAGUCCAGAGAGACAGGAGGCUGCUGGGGAGAUGACUGGGCUCUGGCUGGGGUUCCUUGGGUCGAAGCUGCUGCUCUGGGGAGCAGCCAGCGCCCUCUCCUUGGCCGGCGCCACCGUCCUCCUCCACCUUCUGCAGAUGCUGGUGAACUACGCACAGAAAUGGCAGAAGAUGAGGCCCAUCCCGACUGCGGGCCGCGCCUACCCCUUGGUGGGACACGCUCUGAUGUUUAAAUCCAGCGGGAAAGACUUCUUCCAGCAGAUUAUUGAAUACACAGAGGAAUACCGACAUGAGCCGUUGCUUAAACUCUGGAUUGGUCCAUUGCCCCUGGUGGCUCUGUAUGAGGCAAAAAAUGUGGAGGUGGUUUUAAGCAGUUCAAAGCAAAUUGACAAGUCUUUCAUGUACAAGUUCCUAGAACCAUGGCUUGGCCUUGGGCUUCUUACCAGUACCGGAAAUAAGUGGCGCUCCAGGAGAAAAAUGUUGACACCCACUUUCCAUUUUACAAUCCUGGAAGAUUUUUUUGAUGUCAUGAAUGAACAUGCAAAUAUAUUGGUUACAAAACUUGAAAAACACGUUGAUCAAGAAGCAUUUAACUGCUUUUUCUCCAUCACACUUUGUGCCUUAGACAUAAUCUGUGAAACAGCAAUGGGGAAGAAUAUUGGUGCUCAAAGUAAUGGUGAUUCUGAGUAUGUCCGAGCAGUUAAUAGGAUGAGUGAUAUGAUACAUCGGAGAAUGAAGAUGCCUUGGUUUUGGCUUGAUCUUUGGUACCUUAUGUUUAAAGAAGGCUGGGAGCAUAAAAGAGGACUUAAGAUCUUACAUACUUUUACCAACAGUGUCAUUGCUGAACGGGCCAAUGAAAUGAAGGCAGCAGACGAAUGCAGCUAUGCUAACAGCAACUCUGUCCCCUCCAAAACCAAACGCAAGGCUUUUCUUGACUUACUCUUAAGUGUGACUGAUGACAAUGGAAACAAACUAAGCCAUGAAGAUAUUCGAGAAGAGGUUGACACCUUCAUGUUUGAGGGCCACGAUACCACUGCAUCUGCAAUAAAUUGGGCCUUAUACCUUUUGGGUUCUUAUCCAGAAGUCCAGAAAAAAGUGGAUAAUGAACUGGAUGAAAUUUUUGGGAAGUCUGAUCGCCUUGCUACCUUAGAAGACUUGAAGAAGCUUAAAUAUCUCGAAUGUGUCAUUAAGGAGACUCUGCGUCUUUUUCCUUCUGUCCCUUUUUUUGCCCGAAGUCUUACUGAAGACUGUGAAGUGGCGGGUUACAAGAUAUGGAAAGGCACAGAAGCAGUCAUCAUUCCCUAUGCUUUGCAUAGAGAUCCAAAGCACUUCCCAGACCCGGAGGAGUUCCAGCCAGAGCGGUUCUUUCCUGAGAAUGCCCAAAGACGCCACCCAUACGCCUAUGUGCCCUUCUCUGCUGGACCUCGGAACUGUAUAGGUCAAAAGUUUGCUAUGAUGGAGGAAAAGACCAUUCUUUCUUGUGUCCUGAGACGCUUUUGGGUGGAAUCGAACCAGAAAAGAGAAGAACUUGGCCUGUCAGGAGAUUUGAUACUUCGGCCAACUAAUGGCAUCUGGAUCAAGCUGAAGAGGAGAAACACAGAUAAACCAUAAAACUAGGUUCCCAGGCUAUACCAAGAUAAAAGUCAUUCUGUAAGGGAUAGCUGGUGGUAUAAUUUAUAGACUAUGAAUCUGGUACUCGGAAUGUUCAGAUUUCAUUACUUUGUUGUUCUACUGUGCUUGGAAUCUACUCUAUCAUUUUUAUUCUCUUAUAUUAGAAGUACCAAAAUGUAAUCUACAAGAAAAGAAUUUCUGCUUGAAGUCCUGCUAGUAACUGGGACAGGCCUAGAAAUCAAGAUCUGUACUCCAGAUCUUCACUCCUUUAAGAUGCAUUUUCUACAACAUGCUAUGGCAUUAGAGGACUCAGGACUACGACUUAGUUGUGUUAUUAUAACUUAGGACUUUUGCCUGUUAGUUAGACAUAUUUCUUUUGGAAUUCUUCCACCUUCAAGAGAAAAAAAAAAAAAAGAAGCUGCUGGUCUAUGUUUAGUAAGCGAGGAAUAACCACUUUGGUCUAGGGUUAGACCGCUACUUAAUUCAGCCUCACAGAACACAGUUAUCAAAUGAUUAUAUAUUUCCUGAAUUUGAAUUUUGUAUUUAAUAUCUCUACUCCUCAAUUAUUUUAAGACUUAUUAUAAUAAAUAAUUUUCACAAGAGUG
Perognathus longimembris pacificus (Pacific pocket mouse) is the source of this 2293-nucleotide messenger RNA. RefSeq names its product cytochrome P450 4V2. Gene Ontology annotation, molecular function: monooxygenase activity; iron ion binding; oxidoreductase activity, acting on paired donors, with incorporation or reduction of molecular oxygen. The record is from RefSeq and is a predicted model, not a curated record. The transcript is spliced from 11 exons. Lineage: Eukaryota; Metazoa; Chordata; Mammalia; Rodentia; Heteromyidae. Bases 111 to 1688 code for a protein of 525 amino acids.